UUUUGCAGUCUAGGCUACGAAAUUGUAAAUAUUUUGGCGAAUGUCAUGAAAAUGUAUAUAUCUCGGGCGUAUCGGUUUAUUUUGAGAUCGACCUCGAGAAUUUGGUUUAUCUAGAGAAAAUAAACCAUUCCUCCCAAUUUUGAGAGAUUAGUGAGAGUUCGACGACCUUGGCCAAAAGGAAAUUCGUCCUUGCGGGCCUCUGAGUCCCACUCCCAGGUUAUUUACGUUUAUCCCGUCGAUUAUUAUCUCUUACACAGAACUCGUUAUCACUCAGAUACUUCUACAAAUUGAAUAUAAUUUUCUUUUCUUCCUUUCUUCCUGUUUGUGAUGUGAAAGUGGCCAGCGUUAUGAGGAUCACACACCUGACGUUCUCCUUGUCAAAAAUGAUUGACUUCUACUCGCAGUUUAAUCCGUCUCCACUGUCGAUUAAACAUUUUGUCGAUUUCGGACUAAGUGCUUGCGAGAAGAAAUCAUAUCUAUUUUUACGCCAGGAGAUUCCUGUCAGACUAGCCAAUAUUAUGAAAGAGAUUCACCUUCUCCCGGCUAAUUUACUCAAAAUGCCUUCUGUUACCCUUGUUAAUGAUUGGUACGCCCAGUCAUUCAAUGAAAUCAUCGAGUUUGAGAAGCUUGACUACACGCCGAACAUUCUUGACAGGUUUUGCGACUCGUUGAUCAAGAUACGCAAUAGACACACAGAUGUUGUGCCAACAGUGGCACAAGGGGUACUCGAGUUGAAAGAGUCACAUUCUAUCGAUGCGCAGACAGAGCUUAGCAUACAGUAUUUCCUCGAUCGGUUCUUCAUGUCCCGCAUCAGCAUAAGAAUGCUUAUCAAUCAACACACCCUGCUUUUUGGAAAUGAAAUAAUAGUAAAGGAGCCAAAGCAAAUGCACAUCGGUUGCAUUGACCCUAAUUGCGAUAUUGUUGCUGUUGUCUAUGAUGCAUAUGAAAAUGCGAGCUUCCUCUGUGAUAGAUACUAUCUUGCAUCACCAAAGCUAGUUGUCACCGAACAUGAUGAGCUUGAAAAACAAGAAAGAAUUAAGAUAGUAUAUGUGCCAUCUCAUUUGUACCACAUGUUGUUUGAACUUUUUAAGAAUUCUAUGAGAGCAGUAAUGGAAUACCAUAAAGAAAAUUUUCCCCCUAUUGAGGUGACCGUUGUCCGAGGUAGAGAAGAUAUAUGCAUCAAGAUGUCUGACCAAGGUGGAGGCAUCCCAAGGAGCCAAAUAGAUCAGUUAUUCCAGUAUAUGUUCAGUACUGCGCCUAAACCAAAUUCACAAUCGGAUUUACAUACUGUGCCUUUAGCAGGAUAUGGUUAUGGCCUUCCUAUUUCAAGACUCUAUGCAAGGUAUUUUCAUGGUGAUCUUUGUCUUUUGUCCUGUGACGGUUUUGGGACAGAUGCAAUUAUUUAUAUGAAGGCUCUUUCGAAUGAAGCAAAUGAAGUGUUACCUAUUUUCAACAAAAUGUCAACAAAGUUUUAUAGAAAUUUUACGCCCCCGGGUGACUGGAGCUCAAGUGUAAUAAGCAUCUCACGAAACAUGUCAUCAGGAAAAAGUUUUUAAUUUUCAAGUUUUGCCACCCAAAAGUUUUAAACAACCAACACCAUUCCAUUCUUUUUUUUUUUUUCCAGAAGGCAGUGUUUGUAUGUGAAUGUGAGUGAGUGCAUGUGUGUUACAUUUUUUAAAUAAAUAUUGUUAUAUUGUUGUUUGAAGUUGAUAUUUUGUUAUUAUAUAUAUUUUUAUCUUUCAUAUUCAACAAUUUUAUCACUAAAACUUAAUUUUCAAAUUACCCCGAAACAAUCCAUUGUAAUGAUAAGUGAAAAAAGGAAUGAAAGAUUAUUUAAGUAGCAGAAGGAAACUUUUGAUUUUUGAGCUUUCACCAUUAAAAAACCAUUCUUGGUUUAGAAUUUUUAAUAAGAUGGUCUCUUCCAAAAUGCAGGAAGUGUUUGAACAAUUUGUGUAAAUAUUGAUGACACAAGUAUAGCCAUUAUUGUAUAUUAUAUACACAGUGAAGCACAAAAUGUACAAACUAUCUUGUACUUUAGAAGAGCAUAUCUACAUACAAAUUAUUUUUAAAUUUGCACCAAAUGUGUUAAGUUAUCCUGUUGCACUAAAUUUGUGAAGUAAUCACUGAAAGCUCAUCAGUCAAAUGAUUUACUUCUAUCAGACCUCGUUUAUCUUUUACUAUAAGACUGGUUGGUUACCACAAUUUAAUAACCUUUUGAAAUAUAUUGUAAAUAAGAGAAAAACAAUAAAAUUAUAUGUACCCAG
Molecule: messenger RNA, 2264 nt
Organism: Cimex lectularius (bed bug)
Lineage: Eukaryota; Metazoa; Arthropoda; Insecta; Hemiptera; Cimicidae
Gene: Pdk
Product: pyruvate dehydrogenase (acetyl-transferring) kinase, mitochondrial
Exons: 8
Coding region: 348-1556 (402 amino acids)
Biological process (GO): regulation of glucose metabolic process; protein phosphorylation
Cellular component (GO): mitochondrion
Molecular function (GO): pyruvate dehydrogenase (acetyl-transferring) kinase activity
Source: RefSeq, a predicted model, not a curated record